AUGUAUGAUGCAUCACGGUUUCUGGCCCAGUCCCAGUCCAGGUUCUCCAACUUUGGCGGGCAGGGCGACAACGAGAGUGUCUCCCAGCUACCACGACAGAACGAACGGAACUCUCCGCCGCGACGAGGCAACAACACCGCGGCCGCAUCUCAUCGAUCAUUCCUUGCGCGAGCAGCCUACGGCGGAAACCCGUACCAGCAGGCAGGCGGCGGCUCACGGUUCGGGAAUCUUGCGUUCGCGUCCAGGGCAUCAGCAGCACAUGAUGCACCGCUCUUUCACAGCACUUUAGACGAGUUCAGGGAGGAGGACGACGAGCAGGAGCGGGAUAGGGAGGCUGCUGACCUCCUUGCGUUGCAAAGGUCGAGGCGGGUUGCCGCAGCUACUAAGAUGGCAGAAAGUACCGAGUCCGAGGGAAACAGUCGGGGCUCCCUGGAUGACAGCACACAUCACGAAGGGCCUUAUCAGCAUCGAGGAUUAGGCCGAGGUAUUAAGAGCAGUUGGAAUGGUCUCCGGGGUUCGCACAGCCCUCAUGUACCCAGCGGGGUGCUCGAGGAGGAGGAGGAAGAGGUCACGCGACCCAGGAUAUAUGACGGGACCAAAUCAAGUCCGGAUAGCAAAGGGAAGAUGGUCGACAUCGGUCUAGAGUCCCAGGCUGAUCCCGACGAAGAUCCGCCAGCCUCGCUCUUUGGCGAAGCACCAACCGACUCGAGCCCCCCAGCGUUUCAGCGCUUCAAGUCGGAGCGGGCACCGUUCCUAGAGAGGUCAGUCACGAAUGAUACCGACCAAAGUCGUGGCGCGCCGGCCUCGAUCGCAGAAGAUGAGCCAGCCCAGCAAGCCACGGCAUCUCCGGAGGGAGAAGUGUUUUAUCACGACCAGUUCUUCGCCUGGAUUUUCCUUAUCAGCUUCGCCGCGAUGAUGUCGACGUUUGUAUUGGUAUGGCUAAAUACGGGAUCUCGGAGUAGUCCAGUUGGAGACACCAUCUACGCAACGCUGCAGAAGUCUUUCAACAUGCUAGCUGUUGACACCAUUGUUGCCAUCUUUGUAUCCUUUAUCUGGCUGGCAUCCCUAAGGUCAUUCGUCCGCCCCCUUGUCAACGUCAUCCUGAUCGCUGUGCCGGUGAUCAUGCUUUCGUUUUCGAUUUACUCCUUUGCGUCCUCUUUCAAGGGACGAACGCAUGGAGCCAGCUUCCAGGAUUCGGUUAUGCGGUGGUCAUCAGUGGUUCCUGCCGUGGGUUGUGUCCUGUGGAUCUGGCUUGUGGUCAAGGGACGAAGAUCGAUCCAACAGGCGGUAGAAAUCCUCCAGUUUUCCAGUAAAAUUUUGACACAGAACUCGGGGCUGUUCCUCGUUGGAUUUGGUUGUCUAGCUCUCAUCGUGGUCUGGACUUGGAUUUGGUUAGGAAUGUUCACCCGGGUCUUCAUGGGCGGGUAUUUCUCAAAGAACAGUUUCAAGUUUGUGAUUCAGCUGUCAAGCUGGUGGCUCGGCGCAGGCUUCAUCUUGAUGUACAUGUGGACUCUGUCGGUGAUCAACGGCAUCCACAGGGCCACGACUGCUGCGACGGUUUCGCAGUGGUACUUCCACCGCAACGCAGCUCCGGGAACUCACUCGCGGGAGAUUGUAACCGCCGCUCUUUUCCAUGCUUUGACCACCAUCUUCGGCAGCAUCUGCCAAUCAACUCUGCUUUCACUACUUGUCCGAGCACCGCUCAUCUUCCUACCGAGACGGAUUGGCUCUAUCAUCUCCAACCUGGCCGCCUUCUGGAUCCCCACGCCAAUCAUUGCCUUGACCAACCCGCUGACUGUCACGUACUCAGCCAUCCACUCUCAGAACUUGUCUAUCUCAGCCCGUGGAUUAGGACAAAUGGAUGUUAUCUCUUCAGCCAUCCCAACGACAACUCUAACUCCGCAAGCACUAAGGAUGCGAGGGCAUGCAGGCACUAGUCUUCUUCCUUACCGUCUCUCAAAGCUCCUUUUAGUGGCCACGCGCCUCAUCAUGGCUACAGGUCUAGGUUUUGCUGGUUGGGUGAUCACGGCCAAACAGCUUCAGAUCCAGCUACCAGAUGGCAUGGGAAUGCGAGGCUCCGCCUACGCGUAUGUUGUUGGUAUCAUGGCCAGUUUCAUCGGGUACUCAGUGAUGGGUGCCAUGGAGGGCAUUCUCAGUGGUAUUGUAGAUGCUGUUCUCAUCUGCUACGGCAGCGAAAGACGCAUGGAACGGGGGCAUGGAAGAUUCUGCCUCGAGGCGGCGUACCUCUUUGGAGAGAGAAGGCUGGGAGACUCCCGUGAAUAUGUGUAA
Messenger RNA from Clonostachys solani, 2289 nucleotides. Lineage: Eukaryota; Fungi; Ascomycota; Sordariomycetes; Hypocreales; Bionectriaceae. The record is from the annotation of a GenBank genome assembly.